This is a messenger RNA of Diachasma alloeum, 3174 nucleotides long. RefSeq names its product probable protein phosphatase 2C 11. Gene Ontology annotation, biological process: protein dephosphorylation. The transcript is spliced from 4 exons. Gene Ontology annotation, molecular function: protein serine/threonine phosphatase activity; cation binding. The coding region runs from base 192 to 2069 and encodes 625 amino acids. The record is from RefSeq and is a predicted model, not a curated record. NCBI's taxonomy places the organism in Eukaryota, Metazoa, Arthropoda, Insecta, Hymenoptera, Braconidae.
AUGGGGGACAGUUAACGACCGCAUCAUAUUCGCAGUCCCGCCGAAUAUAAUCCCCUCGUUAACCAAAAAAAAAAAAUCAAACAUUUCGUCUGUAUUUCACCGUUUACCGGUGUACGGCACCACUUAAUACCGUCAAAUAGUCACUUUAACUCAUCAAAAAUUGAUCACAAAAGGAAAAAUAAGGCUGGAACAUGGGGGCUUACCUAUCAGAGCCGAUAACGAAAAAAAUCUCGAGCGACGAGUCGGGUGAGAAUGUGGCGUUCGGCGCGAGCUCCAUGCAGGGCUGGCGAGUCAGCCAAGAGGACGCCCACAACUGCUGCAUAUCGUUCGACCCCAACACGUCCCUCUUCGCAGUGUACGACGGCCACGGUGGUCACGAGGUGGCGACCUACUGUUCCCAGAAGCUCCCAGACUUCAUAAAAUCCACCGAUUCCUACAAGAAAGGCGACAUACCCCAGGCCCUGAUCGACGCAUUUUUGGGUUUCGACGCGACCCUGGCGACACCCGCGACAGUGUCAACCCUGAAAAAAAUAGCGGGUUCAAGCCUCCCAGAGAAGGAGCCCACAGACUCCUGCGACUCCUCCGAGGAGGACACAAUAACAAAUCUCCGAAAGGAGGCGGAAAUGCCAUUGGAGCAGGUGAUGUUGAAAUACCAAACAGAAACCGAUAAAUCCUACCGAGGUAUAGCCUCCCCCUUUCUCCGAUGUCGUCGAUCAAAACCAAGCUGUUCAUCAGGGAGUUCAGCUGGCUGUUCCACAUCAUCGACAAACGAAUCAGACGUCUCGAGUAGCAGUGCAACGAGUGCAGACGCCUCAGACACAAAAUCACUGGACGAAAGUGGUGAAAAAAAAAGUGAACCAGGAAGCAGUGAUUCCGAUCAACUUCUGGACUCAACGAGCAAUGGUGACGAUUCCCAUUCAGCUCCAGUCAUUAAAACAGACAUGCCAGACAGUUCUGAGGACGCAGCUGACAAAAUUGAUAGUAAAAUAUCAUCCAAUUCAGAGAUGAAUGGAGAAGACAAGAAGAUUUCCACCCCUGACAGCAGCAAGACAGACAAUGUCUCGUCGUCUUGCAACUCUUUUGGCAAUGGUGAUGCUGAUGAUGUCGAGGGCAUCUCCAGCAGCAGCAUAAAGGCCAUUGGUGAGCACAUCUACAGGGCUCUGCUGCAGAGAACAGUGGACGAUGGCGAGGAAUCUGACACUGACGACGAGGAGGACGAGACCUUCAGAGGGGGAAUGGUGGAGGGAAGCGAUGAUGAUGAGGAUGAGGAGGAUGAUGAUGAUGAUGAGGUGGAGGACGAGGAGAGUGAGGUUGACGACGAGGAGGACGAGAUGGAUGAUGAUGAUGGGGAGUUCAACAUCACUGAGGAGCCAGGGGCUGACAGUGGCUGCACAGCUGUGGUGGCUCUACUCCAGGGAAAUGAGCUCUAUGUGGCGAAUGCCGGUGACUCCAGGUGUGUCCUCUGCAGGGACGGUGAGGCCAUGGAGCUGAGCCUGGAUCAUAAACCAGAGGAUCAACCGGAGAUGGCGAGAAUCGUGAAGGCUGGGGGAAAGGUCACGUCUGAUGGAAGGGUCAAUGGGGGACUUAAUCUCUCUAGGGCACUGGGGGAUCAUGCUUACAAGCAGAACAGUGCUCUUCCUCCUGAGGAGCAGAUGAUAUCGGCCCUGCCCGACAUCAAGAGGGUCACCAUUGAUCCCAAGAGGGAUGAGUUCAUGGUUUUGGCGUGCGAUGGUAUAUGGAAUUUCAUGUCUUCGGGGGAUGUCGUCAAGUUUGUGAGGGAGAGGCUGAAGAACAGCGGGGAAAAUAUAUCCAAGAUCUGUGAGGAGCUUUUCGACCACUGCCUGGCACCAGACACAAUGGGGGACGGUACAGGCUGCGACAAUAUGACAGCUGUAAUCGUAAAAUUCAAAAAUCCAUCAGCACCCGAGACCCAGAACAACGGUGACACCGAGGAAACCCGAGUAACAAAGAAGAGGCCCCUUUCCACCGAAAGUACCGAAGAAAAUUCCGAAGUCAAGAAUGAUCUACCAAUUGAUGAGUGUAAACGUGCAAAAAUGGAGGCAGUCUGAAGGGAAGAAAAUGAAUUCAAUCAUAAACUCGAUACCCUCGACUGUCCAAAAGUGAAUGUGAAAGUUUAUAAUUUCAUUUAUCAUUAUUUUCUCUCCUUUUGAAUGAAAAAAAAAAGUAAUCUUAAUGUUUCUGGACAUGCAGUUAUGCAAGUUUAUUAACUUGAUUAAUGUAAUUAGUGUUUUUUCGGGUAUUCGUGAUGAUUAUUAUCGUUAAGGAGCACAUGAGCACACUAUUUCCCUCGUCAUUCAAUUUUUUCUGCAAUUUUUUUACGUUUAAAGCAGAGGCUGAAGCCACAAAGGCCUAAAUUCGUAAAAAUGGUAAAAUGUAUUUCGUAAUUGCCUGAUUAUCUCGGUAACGAGUGGCUCCACCAAAAAAUAUCAUAGGGCCUUUUAUGCGGAGAUUUGAAUUUCCAACAAAAAAUGUCUCUCGACAUUGACCCCUAAAUCCACUCAUUAUCGAGAUAAUUCAACGUUUAAUAAAUCGAAAAAUUGUAUCAUUCCAUUUUACCAGUAAAAUCAUCCCAAUUAAUCGAACAAUUAACGCAUUCAGGUAAUUAAUUUUUUUUUCAAUUAUAAAUCGACAAUCAUGAAUUCAAUUUCUUGAGCCACUAUUUUCAUACAACCACUCAUAUGCUCCAAAAUAAUUCAUUAAUUGUUAAGUUACACUUAAUUUAGGAGGUGUAAUAGAAAUGUAAAUAUUUGAGAUGAAAAUUGAGCAGAAAAAAAUGAUAAAGGAUACGAAUGAAUAAAAUAGAGCAUAGGGUUUAUAUUUGUAACGAGGACACGAUAUCAUUUUUUUUUUCAUUUCAUCAACGAGAAAUUGAAAUUUUUUUCCUAGGAAGAAGUAAGUCAGUCGAACAAUUUGACGAUUUUGGGGAUGAGGGGGCACCCCUCAGUAUCCAGGGAUAAAUACCCCUGAAUAAAAACCCUGUAUGCCUUUUAGAAAAUGAAAACGACAUCUGGAGAAUUUCAAAGAUAGAAACAUUUUUUUUUUUAUUUGUGGGUAAAUUUCCCUGGUUAUGGAAUUAAAUUACUCACAUAAAAACCUGAUUGAUAGUUUCUGAAAUGAACGAAUGUUUUUAAUAAAAAUUACGAAAACCUGAAA